Oldenlandia corymbosa var. corymbosa is the source of this 3719-nucleotide messenger RNA. NCBI's taxonomy places the organism in Eukaryota, Viridiplantae, Streptophyta, Magnoliopsida, Gentianales, Rubiaceae. The record is from the annotation of a GenBank genome assembly.
AUGGCUCACAGUUCCACUGGGGUUGAUUCUGUUGUUCAUGCGCUUGGGCAGUUAGAUAUUCAGCCUGGCUUUCCUGAAAUUCUUAGACAGGAGUUGAGAUUCCUGAAGAUAUUCAUCAGCUGCCUGACUAAGUGUGAGGGAGCUGAUAAAGAUAUCAAUUUGACUAAUGCAAUUGUUAGUAUUGAAGCUAUACUGAAAGAAGCUGAUGUGGAUUCUAUUGCUCCUGAUUUGUGUACCAAAUUUGAGCAAUUUGAACCGGAGAUCAAAAGACUGAGUGCUGUUUUGUUGGACUCGUUGAAGUCCUUUUCUUGCUCAGGUGAUGAGAUCUUGGAAUUUAUCAAUUGCCUUUCUGCUAAUUUCCAGGAUCUUGCCAACAUUAAAGCUGAUCUUUUUCUUCCGGUAAUGAACCAAAUCAUGGUUCUUGGCGAAAAGCUAAGUUUCCUAAGAAUCCUUGUGGAUUUCUCUGCUAAAAGAUGCACUGACCAGAAAAUGCUAGAAGAUUUCUUGGAUUAUGUGAAGGAUUUAGUGCAAGAUGUGGCACUUAUGUCCUUGCUGUUCUUGUUGAAAGGGAAAGAUGAAAUGAUUGCCCAAGGAUUGGAAACUACGUUUCUUCAUCUACUGCAGAAGUUCAAGCCUUGCACUCCAGAGAGUAUCUGGAUGUAUGUACGACUCCUGAAAGCUUCAAAGUCAACCAGAUCUGACAAGUUUCAAAGCGGUGAAAUUGUUAUCAGGUUUGUCGAUUUUCUACUUGAAGGUUUAGUUGUCCCUUUGAAGGAUCAUGUUGAAAUCCUCAAGCAGGGUUUGAUAUUCAUGAUAGCCUUCUUGAUGGAUCCAAAAGAGGAAGCUUUGACAAGCGCUGAAGAUGGGCUUUUCACACAAGUUGACCUUCUCAUAGCAGAGGUACUUCAUCUCAUUUCUUCAUUUUGCAUGGACAAAUUAGUAGUACUGGAUAGUCCUGAUCUCCAAGAAAAGAUAGAGAAAGUUAAGGCAGAUAUUAGAACGCUUUAUGUCCCGGUGUUGAGAUCAUCAGAAUUUAAUUUCCCUAUGACAAAUGGUAUGGGAUUCAUCAAUUUCUUCUUGGAUAACUUGGAGGAAAUGAUGAAAAAGAACCCCAACAGAAUUGCUUUUGCGAAGCAUGAAAUGAUGCUUGUCCACAAGGAGCUUUUGUCCUUUAAACCACUUUUCAAAGAUAUUAUGGAGCUGCAGAUAGAAAGAAGGGACCUAAAAGAUUUUUGGAGACAAAUCAUCAAUGUUGUGUUUCUAGCAGAACAUGUUAUCACCUCGUGUUUAACCAUAGACCAUCCUAUUUGGUAUGAUUUGUUCCAUCUUUCAGAUGUACUACUUGAGAUUAAGCUAGUUGAAAUGAAGCUGAAGAAGUGUAGCAAUCGAAUAAGCGAAGUGAGAAUGUCUAGGACGGUCACAAGUUUUGGUCUUCUCCCAAUGAGGCAAGUAUAUCCUUCAAGUCUUGAUGCUGUGGUGGGUUGGAGAGAUGAGACAAAGACUAUAAUUGAGAAACUUAAAAGAGGAACAACCCAACUUGACAUUGUCUCCAUUGUAGGCAUGCCUGGCCUUGGCAAGACCACCAUAGCAAAAAAAGUGUACCAUGAUCCAUCUAUUAAAUAUUUCUUCAAUAGACGUGCAUGGUCUUGUGUUUCCCAAGUAUAUAAGCGUAGGGAGUUGUACUUGGAUAUUUUAACUGAUGUCACUGGUGUUGAUGCUCGUGAAUCUGACCCCAGCAGUACUGAUGAUGAUUUGGCUGAAACGCUCAGGAAAAGUUUGAAGCAACAAAAGUAUCUCGUUGUUUUAGAUGACAUUUGGAACAUUGAAGCAUGGGAUUGCAUAAAAGAUUCAUUUCCAGAUGACAACAAUGGAAGUCGAAUCAUAUUUACUAGCCGGAUCCAUAAUUUGGUUUCACAAGCAAAGCUGAAUUGCAGUCCCCAUCCUCUCCGUCGAAGUUUAGUAAUCCUUUCCGAGAGAAGUUCCAACGGUGGCAUAAAGGCAUGUCGUGUACAUGAUCUUAUACACGAGCUGUGCUUGGCGAAAAUUCAAGAGGAUAACUUUCUAUUUCGUGUGCAUGACAGCGAUGUUUCUCAUUCUUCCCCGUAUCCCAGGAAGUAUGAGAACUAUCGCUUGUUUAUUCAUUCUGAAUGGACGAAGUUUAUCGAUAUUAAACCUGCAGGUCCAUUUGUCCAUUCUUUAGUUCUUGUGCAUGACAUUGGAGCAUGGCAAGUAUUUCCAUCCCCCUCUACCAUUUUUAACUGCUUUAAGCUUCUUAAUGUGUUGGACUUGGAGUACAUUGUAAUAGAUGGUCCUUUUCCAGAAGAAGUAACAUUAAUGGUUCAUUUGAGAUACCUUGCAAUCCACUGCCAUGCUACAGCACUUCCACCAUCCAUUGCCAAUCUGUGGAGUCUGGAAACCUUAAUUGUGAAGGGUUCUGCUGCUGAAAUUCCUCUUCCAAGUAUCUUUUGGCAGAUGAAAAGCUUGAGACAAGUAUAUGUUCCCGAGUUGUGGCUAUAUGGUCUUGAGGAUCAUGAAUACGGUCAGUUAGAGCAUUUGGACAUUUUCUCAACACCACAUCUUAAUUCAGGAGAUGACACAAAAGAACUACUUAGAAGGUUGCCCGGGCUUCGAAAGCUUAAGUGCAAUUUUCUUGAGAGACGUUGCUCUAAUGAUCCUUAUAAGUUUCCAGAACUGAGCCGCCUGACUGGUCUCGAAGCACUCAAAGUGUAUAGCUAUGGCAUUGUAUUCUUUGGUGAGAAUCACGAUCAGUUCCCAGCUUUUGAUUUCCCCAGUAGUCUCAGAAGAUUGACACUGGGAAGGUUUUCCCUGCCAUGGAAUGCAAUAUCGAUAAUUGGGCAGUUGCCUAAUCUCGAGGUUCUCAAGCUAAGAUCGCGAGCAUUUUCAGGAAGAAGCUGGGAUGUGGAAGAUGGUGAAUUCAUAAACCUAAAGUCCUUGGAACUCCGGCAGUUAGACAUUCAAGAAUGGACUGUGAAACAUGAGCCGUUUCCCAACCUUGAACGACUUAUAGUAAAAGAUUGCUACAGCCUUGGUGGGAUUCCAUCUGGCUUGGGAUACAUUCCUACCUUGAAGAAGAUUGACAUGCGUUGGUGUUUCCAAGCCUCGAGAUCAGCCAGGGAAAUUCUUGAAGAACAGCAGGAAAUGGGGAACGAUUUCUUAGAAGUUACUGUCUUUGGUUAAAGGAAGUCUCACAGGAGAACAUUGAAGUAGCUCAAUUAAAGGAUCAGGAUCAACCAUAUCUCUGGCUGUAGGUGAAGCGUAACAACACAGAUUGAGGCUUCAGUGUUUAGUUUGUUUCGUUCCAUCUUACAGUUCAGCUAUUUGAAUCAUGUGUUUCUGGAUCAGACUCUGUAUCAGGUUUGAUAGAUUUCUGCUACAAGAAAUGGUGAAAAAUGGAUUCUUCGACUCCGGAAAGCAUUCCAAGCCCAUUUUCUGGAAGAUUUGGGGAGUUCAAUUUUCCUUAUUUACUUAUCCCUUCUAUCCUUUUUUUUUUUUAAUUUUUUUUUUUAAAAAAAAUAAAUCCCCAUUGUUUGAGUGAAAGUUGUGGAGUGAUCGCCCUUAAGGUGUAUGUAUGACUUCCCAUUAAGUGACUUGGAACCUUAAAUUAUGGGUAAUACUGCUGUGAUUAUUUCCCGGACAAAAACAUGCACAAAUUUUCAGUUCUAGUGUCCAUUUCUGGCUAUGGGGAUGGCAGUUGUGGG